Messenger RNA from Suillus paluster, 846 nucleotides. RefSeq lists its product as uncharacterized. The record is from RefSeq and is a predicted model, not a curated record. Bases 1 to 846 code for a protein of 281 amino acids. NCBI's taxonomy places the organism in Eukaryota, Fungi, Basidiomycota, Agaricomycetes, Boletales, Suillaceae. The transcript is spliced from 5 exons.
AUGAAGAAGCUGAUUGACAAACCCAAGGGUCAAGCAGGGCGAUCAGAACUGAAAGGAGAAUACAGUCUCCAACAGGCCAUGGGAUUGGCUGGCGAUAACCGGAAAUACAACACAUUUAGAAUGAUCGCACAGCGAUAUAUGAAUCGAUACCUCAAUACUGAGAAGACUCUCAAAGAACAGCCCAAACUCAUGGUGACACUCCUUUUAUCAUAUGCACAGCGCAAACACCAGUUUCUAGCAAAGUUCCGCGAUAAUUGGCCAUUUCAUGACUUUAUUGCCUCUUAUCUUUGCAAUCAUGUCCAGUACACCAAGAAGCAGCAUGCAAAUUUAGAUGACUCAGAGGUGUCCAUUCCUGCUCAUGCAAAGCCAGCUCUGGCUCCUCUCAUGAAGCCUACUCCUCAUGCACCGUCUGCUCCUUGUGCACAGCUCACUCCUUGCACAAAGCCAGCUCCAAAGUCAAAGAUGACCCAGGUUCCUGCUUGCCAUUUGGACCUACUGAUACCAACUUCAAACUCCCUACCAGCUGCAAAGCCAAAGCCAAAACCAAAACCAAGGCCAAUAUCAUCAUUAGGCACACACACCACAAAGGUUGUAAUGGAAACUCCACCAACCACCGGGGCCAAGCCAAAAGCAACACCUGUGUCUAUUCCUCAUGACACUCGUGCCAAGACUAAAUUCAAACCAGCAGAAGCCUCUGCUGCACAUCUCAAGACUGACACCACCGUCAACAAUGAUGAUGAUGCUUACAAGUUUGCUGACCUUCCCUUGGUCUGUCCAAAUGACAGCUGCAAGGAUCUUGUGCCAGCGGAUCCCACUAUUGAGCUGGUCAAACAGCUCCAACAGUGA